AUGGGGACAUCACGACCCCCUGGGGACACCUCAGGGGAGUUCUCAGACCUGACCUUUGUGGGGCUGCUUGGUCCCCAUGUCCCAUUCAAGCGGCAGCAGAGGGGUGGAGACCAGAAGAUCAAAGCAGAAGCUCUGGGGGAGUUCUUCAGCUGCUGCUUGGAGCUCCUGGAAGACGUUGGUGCAAUGAAGGUCUUCAUCCUCCUCUUUCUCAUCCCAGGCUCCUGCCUCUACAUCCCCUGCCGCUACCACCUGUGCCAGGCCACCCGGCUGAGGACCUUCUCCUGGCUCCACCACCCUCGCUACAACAACUCCACGCGGGACUUCAUGGGUCAGGAGGUGGCCAAGAUCCAGAGUGACCUAAAGGACGUCCAAGGGGACUGUGGAUUGGUCCUGCCCCAGGUGGGGACCUCCCAUGGUGGCCUCUAUGGCCUCAGGCUGGUGGCCCUCCAGAGGAAGUCCUCAGGGAAGCUGCCCUGGAUGCACAUGGUCAAUGUCAGCAUCACUGCCACCAGCCCCCGCCCCAACCUCUGGCCUCCCCCAGCCUCCCUCACCCAUGGCCUCAGGACCACAUUUGGCUGCUGGCUGCCCCCCACCUGCCCUGAUGCUGUCUCCAGCCUCACCUGGGGACCUCCUGGGGACACUCAGACCCUCGGGGGCGUUGUGGACAUGUGGAUCCCCCCUGCCUCUGUCACCUCCGACCCAGCCAUGGGCACCAGUCUGACCUUCACUCCCCGCUGGGACCAGGAUGGGACCAUCCUCACCUGCAGCCUUCGAGGAGAUUCUGGGGAAGUCCUCAGCAAGGUGGACAGGAGGCUGCAGGUCAACUAUGCCCCCCAGAACGUGCACGUGGAGGUGACCCCAGCGUCCACUGUCUACGAGGGCCAGGAGGUGACCUUGAGCUGCAGGGACCUGGCCAAGCCCCAAUCCCAACUCUACAGCUGGACCCUGAAUGGUCAGAGCCUGCCCCAUCGCCUGGCACAUGUCCACCUCAGCUCCACCAAGGCCUCUGAUGGGGGCACCUACAACUGCUGGGCCACCAAUGACUUGGGGACAGCUGAGUCCUCCCCUGCCAGCCUGGAGGUCUACUACCCUCCACGAGGAGCUAGCUUGGAAGCCUUGACCCCACUGCCGGCCCUGGAGGGUUCACCAAUCAGCUUGCGCUGCUCCCUGGGCCCCGCCCACCCUGUCCCGCCCACUGUCCAAUGGCUGCGCGACGAUGCCUGGCAGGCUGCCACGCCUGGCCACACCCUCACCUUCUGGGCCGACCCUGCCCACUCCGGCUCCUACCGCUGCAUUGGCCAGAAUGUCGCCGGCUCCACCCAGUCCCCGCCCCUCACUGUCAACGUCUGGUACCCCCCCAGGUCCAUCCAGGUCCAGCAGCUCCCAAUGGGCCCAGUAAGGGCUGGGGGAGGCCCCGUCCAGCUCAGGUGCUUGGUGGGGGGGGCUGAGCCCCCCCAGCUGGAGGUUACCUGGUACAAGGACGGGAGGCUGCUGACCUUUGACCCCAAGGCCUCUGAGUCUGUGACCUUUGACCCUGUGACCUUUGACUUGAUCUUGGGGCCUCCCCUCCCUGCCGAGGCCUCCUCCUUCUCCUGCCACGCCCGGAACGCCGCGGGGGGAGCCCGGAGCAGACCCCUGCAGCUUGAUGUUCUCUUCACCCCAGUACUGACCCCACCUCCCUUCCCAGUUGCUCCUUGGGGGGUGCAGUUGGAGGCGGAGCCAGGCUGGGUGGUGCCGGAGCUGAGUGACAUCAUCCUGCGCUGCCACGCCCGCUCCCGGCCACCCCCCAGUGUCUUCUCCUGGUACCACAAUGGCCACCUACUGGGAACCAGUAAGGAGGGGCUGUGGCUACUGGGAGAGGUGGGGCUGGGGGCCAUGGGGCACUACCACUGCCGGGUGAGCAACCAGCAGGGGGUGGCAGAGUCUCCGGAGUGCAUCCUCAGCGUCCAAGUCUCUUCCAGUACCCUCCUCAAAAGGAUCUUCCUGGGACUGGGAGUCACUGGCGCUGCCCUGCUGCUGGGGACCCUGGGGGCACUCCUGUGGCACUGGUGGCAGCAGCGAGUGGCAGCCGAGGAGGUCCCAGAGGUGGCACCGGGGAGGACCUUUUGCAUGUACAGGAAACAGACCUCCUCUGACAUCAUUGGCACCUCCUCCCCACCCCCUGCUCUGAUUGGCUGUGAGCCCAGGAGGAUUCUGGGGGACCCCAACCUGCAGAGGAGCCCUGGGGCCUGCAAGGCCCCAGAAGGUCCUGACUACGAGAACCUGUCUCCAGGAGCCACCUCAGGAGCUGCUGGGACCGGGGAGGGGACCUUGGUCUAUGCCACCUUGGCCUUGGCCAUUCCAAGGCCACCUGGGGCCCACCGGGAGGACAUGGAGGAUACUGCUGUGGACUACAUCAGCCUGAGGCACUGA
This is a messenger RNA of Indicator indicator, 2412 nucleotides long. RefSeq names its product B-cell receptor CD22-like. The transcript is spliced from 14 exons. The record is from RefSeq and is a predicted model, not a curated record. Bases 1 to 2412 code for a protein of 803 amino acids. NCBI's taxonomy places the organism in Eukaryota, Metazoa, Chordata, Aves, Piciformes, Indicatoridae.